AUGCAUAUGAAAGUAGGCACUAAAUCUCCAAGACAUUUGGUUAGUAUGAUGGAAUUAUCCAACGAAGAACUCUACUCACUUGUUAGCAAGGCUGAAAAAUUCAAGAGCAUUGUCAAGAGUAAUAAUGUUAAAGAACAACAAGCAUUGCACAACAAUUUGUUAGGUAAAUUGGUUGCUAUGUUAUUCACCAAAAGAUCUACCAGAACCAGAAUCUCAACUGAAGGUGCAGCAUCCUUCUUCGGGGCCCAACCAAUGUUCUUAGGUAAGGAUGACAUUCAAUUGGGUGUUAAUGAAUCGAUGUACGAUACUACCAAAGUUAUAAGCUCAAUGACAUCAUGUAUCUUUGCUAGGGUUGAUUCUCAUAGCCAAAUUCAAGAAUUAUGUCAACAUUCCAGUGUUCCUAUUAUAAAUUCAUUGUGUGAUUUGUAUCAUCCAUUGCAAGCUAUAACUGAUAUUUUAAGUAUUAAAGAAACUUUUGGUAGAACAAAGGGUUUGAAGUUAGCAUGGAUUGGUGAUGCCAAUAAUGUUAUUAAUGAUUUAUCAAUUGCCUCUUUAAGAUCGGGAAUGUCUGUUUCGAUUUCAAUUCCUAAAGAUAUACAGUUUGAUUCCAAAAUUGCAACCGAAGCUGAAAAGUUGGCCACAGAACAAGGAGUUACUUUUGAAAUUGUUAAUGAUCCAUUGGUUGCAUUAAAAGAUGCUAAUGUGAUUGUAACUGAUACUUGGAUAUCUAUGGGUCAAGAACUGGAAAAAGUAGCAAAAUUAAAGCAAUUUGCUGGUUACCAAAUUACUCAAGAUAUGCUCAAGCAAGGUCAAGUUGCUUCUAAUUGGAAGUUUAUGCAUUGCUUACCAAGACAUGCUGAAGAAGUUGCUGAUGAUGUUUUCUACAGUGAUCAAUCCAUUGUGUUUGAAGAAGCUGAAAAUCGUUUAUAUGCUGCUAUGGCUGCCAUUGAUGGGUUUGUCAUUAAUAAGGGUGACUUAUUAAAGUAA
Messenger RNA from Lizanozyma spartinae, 987 nucleotides. RefSeq names its product ornithine carbamoyltransferase (gene ARG3). Bases 1 to 987 code for a protein of 328 amino acids. The record is from RefSeq and is a predicted model, not a curated record. The transcript has 2 exons. Gene Ontology annotation, cellular component: mitochondrion. Gene Ontology annotation, molecular function: ornithine carbamoyltransferase activity; amino acid binding. Gene Ontology annotation, biological process: L-citrulline biosynthetic process. Lineage: Eukaryota; Fungi; Ascomycota; Pichiomycetes; Serinales; Debaryomycetaceae.